AAAAAAUAUCUUAUACUCCAUCUCUCUUUGUCCUUCUAAAGCCACAUCAAAUUUCCCCAAAGAUCGAAAUCAAAUUUAUUAGGGUUUCUUUCAACCUCAUCUCAUCUCUCCUGAAAAUUCCCUUUGAACCCUUAAUUCGCACCAAUAUAUUGACCUACAACAAGGGAAAUUCAGCUUCUAUUAUUUUCAUUUUUCACCUUAAUUAAUCAUUUUCCUCUUUAAUUAAAAUUCAAUUUCCAGCUAAUUUCCUUAUAAUUGCUUUCAUACAUUUCCAAAAUCCCGAUUUGUUCUAAUCUUAGCUGCCUAAAAUUCAGACACCCACCUUUCUUUUCUUUUCAUUUUCUCAUACCCUUUUUUAAUUUUCCGGCGCUUAAUUAAGUUCAGGUGAACUCAACAAGCAAGAAGAAAAGGGUGUUUGUGUUGCAUGUCUGAAGAACACAUUAAGUCAUUGAACCUAAGACAAGAGAAACAGAGUGAAUUCGAGGGAGUUAUUGUGAUAAAGAUCAAGUCUUUUGCUCUGUUCAAUUCCAAUUUCAGUAUUUGUUGUUGGGUUAAUUGAUUGGGAGGGAUAGAGAUUAGAGAAUAGGGAGAAUUCAUGGCCGGCUGGUCGAUUUUCGAUCACGGGUCUGAGGGGAAUUGCACUGACAAUAGUGAGAGCAAUGAGCUAAUUGAUGUGGGUUUGUUAUCUAAGAGUGAUGAUGAUGUGAAAUGGGAUGAUUGUGAUGACAAUUUGCGUGGUUUGUUUGAUCAAGUUCUAAUGGUUUUGUUAAGGGGUGUGUAUGCCAAGAAUGGGAGUAGGCCGAUUCCGGCAUUGUUAGGGGACGGUCGAACUGUGGACUUGUUCAAGUUGUUCUGUUUGGUGAGAGAGAGGGGUGGUUAUCAUUCAGUUUCUGAAGAAAAGUUGUGGGGGUUGGUUGCUGAAAAGUUUGGGUUUGAAUGUACAAUGUGUGCAUCCCUUAAGAUGAUCUAUUACAAGUAUUUGGAUGAAUUGGACCAAUGGUUGAAUAGAAUUACUAGAGAUAGGGUUUCAGCAAAUGGAAGUUAUGAAUGUGGAGGGAGUUUGGGUUUAUUAUCGUUAGAAUUAGAGAAAAGGUUAAGGAACUUCUCAACAGACGAGAAAGCAUUUAGAAUGGAAGAGGGUAUUGGAUAUGAUAAGCUUUGCAAUAAUGUUAGCCUUGCCACCAAGGAGACUUUGCAUUUGCCAGAUACUGAAGAGACAACUGAAGUGCAUAAUGUUGUCGUUAAAUUCGCUGUUGAUAAUGGGGAAAGAUUAUGUAAUAUUAAGGAGUUUGCUGCAAAAGAAACAGAAAUUGCCAUUGAUGAAGAUAUUACUUCUCGUAAGAGGAAACGUGACAUGUUUGGAGAAACGCUGAGCUGGAUGAUAGAACUUGCCAAGAACCCUUGUCAUGCGUCUAUAGGAGUUCUACCAGGAAGCUCGAGAUGGAAGGAAAGUAGUCACAAGGACUUUUGGUCAAUAGCACUUUUGGUCCGAGAAGCAAGACUGCAAAAAAAGUUUACUGAUACAAAUGAUCAACAAUCUCGUUUCCUUCAGAAACAUAAGAUACAUCCCUCCAUGUAUGAAGACGAUAUUUCCUUUGAUCAUCUAUCUGCUGAAGCAGUCAGAUGCAGCAAAAGGCUUUCGUCUUUGGAAAUUACUCCUCUUUGUCAAUGUUGCAAGUCAUCAACUUCAGUUGACAAAUGUAAGUUAAAAAAUCCUCCCGACCCCCCAACGGAGAAUGGGUUGCAGCACAAGCAAGACCUUGAAAAUGCUGACAUUUCAGACACAAAAGGAGUAGCCGUAACCGUAGCCGUAGCCGUCUCAACUGUUGAUUACCCUGUUGAGAAGCAUGUCUUAGUAGGUCCACGGUUUCAAGCCGAGGUUCCUAUUUGGACUGGUGUCAUUUCUGAAAGUGAUUCUAAAUGGCUAGGCACUAAAACCUGGUCUCCUGAACUGCAACAACUGAAUUCCAUUAAACUUUUGGGGAAGGGAAGAAGGUCAGAGUCAUGCAACUGCCUCCUUCCAGGCUCAGUAGAAUGCAACAGAUUUCACAUUGCAGAAAACAAGAUGAAAUUAAGGCGUGAACUGGGUUUAUCUUUCUACCAUUGGAAGUUCAAUCGAAUGGGUGAGGAGGUUUCUCUUUCUUGGUCAGUUGGAGAAGAAAAGAGAUUUAAGCAUAUAAUCAGAUUGAACAAUACAUUCUUGGGGAAAUCAUUUUUCCCUAGGAAGACAAGAAUGGAGUUAGUUAGCUACUAUUAUAAUGUCUUUCUCAUAAACCGUAGAAGUUAUCAGAAUCGGGUGACUCCGAAAGAUAUCGACAGUGAUGAUGACGAAAAAGAGUUUGGGUCCGUUAGUGAAGCAUUUGGGUACAGGGCAGUGAAGGUUCGAGGAUCAGAGCCCUUAAAGUGUUUCCAGAAUGAGCAGGUUAUUGAUUUCGAUUAGUCUUCUUCAAAAUGAGCAUAAUAGUAUAUGCAUAAUGCAUAAUGCAUAAUGCAUAAUGCAUAAUGCAUAAUGCAUAAUGCAUAAUGCAUGUGGGUUCUUCAAAUGUUGCAGAGGACAUGGAUUUGGAGAUAGAAAAGAAGAAGAGUAUGGUAACAGAAGAUAGACCCAUAUUUUCCAGUGUAGCUAGCAUGGUCAGUUUGUAAAGCUAUUUUUACUGACCACAAAGCUUAUCAGUUUUGAAAAAAAUUCGCUUUUUUUUUUUUUUUUUUUUUUUGUAGUUUUUAGUUGAAUAGAUGAUACAGAAGAAGACUAGAAGCUAGUCUAAGAAUUUACAGUACAUCAUUUUGAAUUUCAGCGGUACAUAUCCUAUUUCAUGGGAACCGCUAGGUUAAUGAACUUGCACAAUUUUCUUUCUU
Molecule: messenger RNA, 2856 nt
Organism: Spinacia oleracea (spinach)
Lineage: Eukaryota; Viridiplantae; Streptophyta; Magnoliopsida; Caryophyllales; Amaranthaceae
Product: AT-rich interactive domain-containing protein 2
Exons: 3
Coding region: 596-2440 (614 amino acids)
Molecular function (GO): DNA binding
Source: RefSeq, a predicted model, not a curated record